AUGUUACAUCAAUCUGUGUUAGGUGGUAUAUGUUGGUCAUCUAUCAGUAACGGCCGUUGUAAGGAACUAUUAUCGCAAAGUAUCACGAGAGAAAAUUGUUGCGCAUCUAAUGCAGCAGCAGCGACUGCAUAUUCUGAUGAGGAUCUGGAUAGUGGGAGUCUUUUCUUCUGGAGAGUUCUUGGUGGAGGUGUGCAAUGUCGUCCUUGUCGAGAAAGUUGCGCGGAAGUGAGGUGUGAAGAAGGAAAAAAGUGCGUGGUACGAAGAGGAAGACCGAGGUGCGUGUGUAGUCCAGAGUGUAAAGCACCGCGUGAUAGUGGGCCGGUCUGUGGAACGGAUGGUAAGAGUUACAAAAGCUAUUGCAGACUCAAAAAACGAGCUUGCAAGAAAAGCAGUUACGAACUCGCGGUUGCCUACAACGGCUAUUGUCAAAGUUCGUGCGCGCGGGUUCGAUGCGGCCAAGGUCGGAGCUGUCUGCUGGAUCAAAACUUAAGUCCUCACUGUGUGAGGUGCUCCCGCAGGUGCCCCCAAGCACUCCCGCAUCAGAUUGUCGGCGCACGUCCUGUCUGUGGAACCGAUGGAAAUACCUACAAAAGUGCGUGCCACCUGCGACUCGCCGCUUGCCGCGCAGGUCGCGCCAUUCCCGUCGCUUAUAAGGGUCAUUGCAAAC
Molecule: messenger RNA, 667 nt
Organism: Cyphomyrmex costatus
Lineage: Eukaryota; Metazoa; Arthropoda; Insecta; Hymenoptera; Formicidae
Product: follistatin
Exons: 4
Biological process (GO): anatomical structure development
Molecular function (GO): extracellular matrix binding; calcium ion binding; protein binding
Source: RefSeq, a predicted model, not a curated record